Molecule: messenger RNA, 908 nt
Organism: Rhodamnia argentea
Lineage: Eukaryota; Viridiplantae; Streptophyta; Magnoliopsida; Myrtales; Myrtaceae
Product: 14 kDa proline-rich protein DC2.15
Exons: 1
Coding region: 227-640 (137 amino acids)
Source: RefSeq, a predicted model, not a curated record
UCUCCAAUAAGACCAAUGGCACGUUGAUCCACGAUUGAAGAGAGUUAUUCCUUGUGACAUAAACCCCAAUCUCUUAAGAGUUCAUCGCUAGAUAGUUUUAUUUUAUUGAUUCGAAGCAAAGUUUCCCUACAAAUACUCACCACCAUACCUCAUUUACCUCCAACUUAACAACAACACGCACACUAAUUACCCCCAAGUCACCAACUUCUCGCUUUCUUGCUGAGAGAUGGAUGCCAAGAAACCUUCCUCAUCAGCUGCUUUGUUCCUUUGCCUCAUCAACCUCCUCUUAAUUGCCCUAGCGAGCGGAUGCGGUACUUGCGUUCAGCCGAAACCGAUGCUGAACCCUAAUCGUAUCGCUAACCCGUUCUCUCCGAGAGGCUCUAGUUGCCCUAGAGAUGCGCUGAAGCUGGGCGUGUGCGCCAAAGUGCUCGAUGGGCCGGUCAACGCCGUCGUCGGAACACCGCCGGACAUGCCUUGUUGCUCGGUCCUGGAGGGGCUUCUCGAUCUUGAAGCAGCCGUCUGCCUUUGCACCGCCAUUAAAGCCAACAUCCUCGGGAUCAACCUCAACAUCCCCAUUUCCCUCAGCUUGCUCAUCAACGCUUGUGGCAAGAACGCCCCAUCUGGCUUCCAAUGUGCCUAACAAGAACCGAUCAAUGAUCGUAACUUGCUCCAUUAUCGUUGUUGUUGUGUUCUCUUGCAUUAGCCGAAGUUGUUGUCGGGUCAUUUCACUUGACUCCUUUGUGAUUCUUGGCUUUGUGGUUUUGACUUUCUAGGGUUCGAAUAAUGUGUUCUAGGUUGAGAUCGGAUUUCUGAUUAUGUCACAGUGAGUUGUUAGGGCAUGAAAAUUGUUCCUUAUUUCUGAUUUAGGCUAGGGAAAAAGGGGCAGGCUUGGAUGACAUGCGAAAUUA